CUGCCCUCCCCAGCGAUUCCUCGCACGCACUUCCGCUUCCUUUAUGAUCAAAGAGGCCGAUUUCCUCUGCCGAGCGCCCCCUGCCGGUUCCAGGGCGAAGGGGUCCUUGAGCGGAGUUGCCGUGGCAACGCCGGGGGCGGCGGGGAAGACCUCGCCGGCUGGAUGGGGGCGGCGGGUUGGGGAAGCUGGCCUGGCCGGCCCUGAGCAAGAGCCCCCGGGGGCCUUUCUGUCCAAGUGGGGCCGGCUCCUCCGUGGAGACGCCCGGUGGGCGGCCGUCUCCUCCAGUGGGUAGACCGGGACCCACCCAAGAAUGACUUUGAAAUAUUGGCUGCUGUUCCUGCUGUAUUUCGUGCAAGGAAUCCCCUACGGGCUCCAGUCGGGACUCUUGCCGGUCUAUUUCCGGACGGCGGGCCUUUCCUUCACCAAGAUCAGCCUGACGAAGCUGCUUUACUUGCCAUGGAUCCUCAAAGUACUUUGGGCCCCCUUUGUGGACUGGUAUCUCUCCAAAAAGACCUGGCUGAUGUUGACCAUGUGCGGCUUGGCGAUGACAUGCCUGGCCUGUUCCUUCCUGACUCCGGAAGUGGACUUCCUUGGAGUGGCGGUCACUCUGCUGCUCAUGAACCUCUUCGCUUCCAUCCAGGACGUGGCCACCGAUGGGGUGGCCAUCCAGCUGUUGGGAGCGGAGGAGGUGGGCUUUGGGAAUAGCAUCCAGGUGGUGGCCUACAAACUGGGCUCCCUCCUGGCGGGAGGAGGCCUGCUCACCUUCCUCCAUCACCUGGGCUGGGGAGCCCUCUUCGUCUACCUGGCUCUAAUCUACGCCGCAGCCAUCGUGUUCACCUCCAGGUUUCAUCUGAGCUCCUCUACCCAGGACAGACCUGCCAAGGACCGGGACUUAACCGUGCUGCGUUUUUUCCACGAGAUUCUCCUUGUGCCGGACACACUGUGGACUGCUGGCUUUGUCCUCAUCUAUAAGUUGGGUGAACAGGGGUCGGUUUCCAUGUUCCCCCUCUUCCUUCUAGAUCACAGCUUCUCUCCCCAGAAGCUCGGCUUCUGGAACGGGAUCGUGGCCACCGCCUUUUCCAUUACAGGCUCUUCCCUGGGGGGCCACCUGGUGUCAGACAGCAGGAAUUCCGAGUCUCUUCAAAUCUUGCUGGUCCUCCGCUUCUGCAAUCUCCUUUUCCAGACUUGGGUGAUGGUCACCUAUACAGACCAGGCAGCUGCCUUUCAAGUGGCCGCGGUGCUGAGCUUGUGCAUCCAGCACUUCAUCGGGGGGCUGAUCACCACGCUGGUCUUCAGCAAGAUGAUGCUGUGCAGUCAGAAGGCCCCAGAGAGGAUCCAGGCCACCCACUACAGCUUUCUCGCUGCCAUCGAGGUCCUGGGGAAGGUGGCCUUUAGCACCGUGGCAGGAAGCCUGGUGGACUGGCUGGGCUUCCGACACACCUUCGGCAUCUUCCUCGCCUUCUCCUUUGCCUCCGUGCUGUACACAGUGUAAGCCAGGGCGAGCAGAGGGCCGUCCCGCCAGGGUCAGUCCUGUGUCGCUGGCCAACGAAAGAGAGGCCAACUUCAAGAGAAGCCCAUUGAAAUCCGGGGACAUCUCAUUAAAGCGGCCGCCUCAUGCAACUGCUUCCUGGCCGGUCCUCCUUGACAAGGGGUGGGGAGAGUCACAGCACUCCAUCUGAGCCAUGUAGGAGCGUCGGAUGGGGAAGAGAGGUUGCCGUGCAGAUUUUUUUAGUAGUCCUCCUGUAGCGGCCACAACAGGGACCAGCAACUUAGUCAUUAAAACAGUCACGAAGUGAAACCGUGAUAGUGAUUAUGGUUUUCCUCCUGUUUUCCUUCGCUUUACAGACCUAUGAAGGUUGUGAGAAUCGGUUGUAAAGAUGUACGGAGAUUCUCCCUCGUCUAGGUCAUGGUUGUCCCAAAGUUGCUUUUUUUUUUUCUCCCAAAAGGCAACUGGGCUUUCUUGUUUUUUUCCACCCACCCUGAAAACAUUUCGCUUCUCGUCCAAAAGCCCAGUUGUCUUUUGGAAAAAAAACAAAACCAGUUAUCCAGUUAGGAUAGCUGGUUGUAAAGUUACUUUUUCAUUGCUAUUGUGACUGCAAAUGGUCACUAAAGGAGACAGUCGCUAAACGAGGACUGAACCGUCCUUGUGGUGUUCUUUCCUACCUCGGAGAGGGUAUUCUGCCAUGGAAUUUCUCCUCCUCUUUGCUCAGGUAUUCUGGAAUGAAAAAAGAGCUUUCCUUAUGGUCUCUUUUACUGUUGUUAGAAGGAAAAGUCACCAGGUCCAGCCCAAGCUGGGAGUAAAUAAAAUGGAGGCUAAGACUCUGGAAAUAAAAAUGGAGGCUGGUUGUUUGGAAAGAA
Molecule: messenger RNA, 2358 nt
Organism: Crotalus tigris (Tiger rattlesnake)
Lineage: Eukaryota; Metazoa; Chordata; Lepidosauria; Squamata; Viperidae
Gene: SLC33A2
Product: major facilitator superfamily domain containing 3
Exons: 6
Coding region: 311-1492 (393 amino acids)
Biological process (GO): transmembrane transport
Cellular component (GO): membrane
Molecular function (GO): transmembrane transporter activity
Source: RefSeq, a predicted model, not a curated record